Durusdinium trenchii is the source of this 1593-nucleotide messenger RNA. Lineage: Eukaryota; Dinophyceae; Suessiales; Symbiodiniaceae. The record is from the annotation of a GenBank genome assembly.
AGCUGUGGGCUACAGAGGGUCGAUCGGUACAUGAGAAUCGGCCCCUCAAAAGCAGAGAGGGUGCGAAGACAGCGAUUGAUAGAGUUCACCAAGGAGAUCCAUGGCUUGGACUGGCAGGCUGCAAUUCAGUCUUUGCGAACAGCUCGAAGCUUGGCACUUCGUCUGGAUGUAGCGGGCAUCACUGCAGCAGUUGUCGCCUCCUGCAAGAAGCACAAGCAGUGGCCCCCAGCUCUGCAGCUGCUCUUGGGUGCCCAGCAGUGCCAGUUGCGUCUGGACAUCGUCUCCUGCAGCUCUGCCAUCAGCAUCAAUGAGAAGUGCAGCGAAUGGAAGCAGGCAUUGCUGCUGCUGAGAUGCGCUCAACGUACGUUGAAGCUGGAUUGCGUGGCUUGCAGUGCUGCAACCAGUGCAUGUGCUGCUGCCUCUGUCACGCAAUGGCGUGCAGCAGUGCAGCUGGCAUCGCCGGGUGAGCUCAAGCUGGGACCCAUUGCGUGCAACACGGCAAUAACGGCUUGCGAACGUGUGAGCUGUUGGGUGCUGGCGCUGGUGGCGCUGGAUCAGCUGCACCAGCCUCGAAGGAGUCGGAGGGGCAGAGCCGGCAGAGCUGGCAGAGCACCUUCAUCUUCAGUGAUAAGCUACAACACCGCCAUCAGUGCCUUGCAACAGGCAAGCCAGUGGCAGUGGGGCGAAGAUCUUCUUGCGAGCCUCAUGCAGGUGAACCUGCAGCCGACGGUGGUCACAGCUGGUGCUGUGUGCGCCAAGGCACCAUGGCCACGGAGCCUUGAGGUCUUGGAGCAGCUGGAAAUUCGACAGGUUCAGGCGAAUACGGUUGCCUUCAACACCAUAAUAAGUUCUUGCAGUGGAAGGCCUGCUCUCGAGCUACUUCGCAGAAUGUGGCAAAGGAGGAUUCGAGCAACUGUGAUCAGCUACAACAGUGCCAUCAGUGCUUGCAGCUCGUGGGAACUUGCGCUCUUCCUCUUGACCAACAUGGGAACUGCCAAGCUUGCACCUGACUUGCUGAGCUUCAACUCGGUGAUCAGUGCAUGUGAGACGGGGGCAAACUGGCAGUUGGGCGGAGCACUUUUAGACCUCAUUGCUACGGCUCGGCUGAGUUCAGACGUGAUCAGUCUUAGCGCAACGAUCAGCACCUGCGAAGCAGCGAGUCAAUGGCAAUAUGCAGCUGGUCUUCUGCACCUGAAAGAUGGACCCGAUGGAGCGGUACCAAACCUCACCACGUUCAACAGCGCUGCCACCUCCUAUGAGACACUUGGCAAUUUGCCCCUUGAGAUUUUUGCUGCGCCACGUGCAAAUGAGGAAAGCAAGGCGAUGGGAGCUGGCAGUGCAAACUUUGGAAUUGCUUCAGCCUCUUCAGCCGGACUUGAUCACCUACAACUCUGUCUUGAGGUCCUCUGGGAAGCGCUGGCCACUUUCCUUACAAAUUCUACAGACUAUGGUCCAGGCUGCCAUUGUCGCAGACCUCAUCAGCUACAACGCCGCCACACUCGCAUGCGAAGCUCAGCUCACACAUCUCCAGCUUUUGCUGGAUAGAGUUUUACCCAGAAGCUUGCAAGAGCUCCUUUACACCGUUCUCAAGCG